Molecule: messenger RNA, 2864 nt
Organism: Cadophora gregata
Lineage: Eukaryota; Fungi; Ascomycota; Leotiomycetes; Helotiales; Ploettnerulaceae
Exons: 2
Coding region: 1881-2864 (327 amino acids)
Molecular function (GO): catalytic activity
Source: RefSeq, a predicted model, not a curated record
GGAGGGCGACAUUCUGUGUAUUUGUGGGUAGCCAUUGGAGGAAGAUUCGCUUUCAAGUUGAGGGCGUAUCAGGAUAAGAUUUGAUGUUGGCCCAAUUUGUCCAUCAGGAAAUAACCGGUCCGUUCAGUGAUAAGUGAAUGACGAUGCCCUACGUAUUCGCGUAUGAUCCUAAUAUGAAACGAUAUUCUCUAUCCCUAACCUUUGACUUUCCGUGACACAACGAUGAGGACGACUAAGCAAGAGACCCCGUCUCUAAGAAGUGUGACGGUGCGAGCGAUUGGCAUAGGGCAGCUCAUGGUGCGCGCUAGUCCUCGUCUGACCACCACUCUAACAUGCCAGUACUUAGACACUAGCUUCGGCUGUCUCGCGGAUUUGAUAGCAUGAUAUAAAUACAGUAAGCGACUUAGCUGAGAACUUGUCAGGCGCAGCACUCCUGGCCGUGGGAAUCCCCAACUUUGCGAGUAGAUGUUGUUUCAAUGUUUCGUAAAGUUCAGAGACUUUAGAUGGAAAUUCCUGCGAAGAUACGGCGUCAGGUCCACAAGCAGAGAAACAAAUUUGCUCAACCGAUCUAAUAUAGAUUUCAAUAGAACUUGCCAGCUGCCAACCCGGCUCGCUGAUCUCAAAUUUAGAAAGUUUCCAUACCUGGAUAACGUGACUUGAAUGUCGCUGAAGGUAGUUGGAAUUCCGGCGUGAGGUAACGUAGCUUGCCUGGGGAGACAUUCUCUGAGUACGAGGAGUUUGAAUGCUGGCAAAAGCAAACGAGAAUUGCGACGACAUGGGAGACCAUGGAAGAAUAUCAACCUGGUAAUUGUCCAGCGCGUUCGUAGCUCAACUGAACAGAAGAGUAAAGUGGUGAUGAUGAAUAGAGUCUUCUUCGGAAGAAACAAUCUCUUACCCUGGUACUCCAAAACCGUGACGCUGAUGAUCGCGGUUAACAGUAGCCGGAUCUGGAAGGAUGCAAUGCACGACGCUGGCUAUGUAUAUGCUAAAGUUACAAAAAAAGCCCAGGACUUGUAAACUUAUGGUAGAGAGGAGUCUAGAAUCAGAUGUACCACGAGAUUGAAUCUUUCAAACUCAAUUUCUCCUUUCAUCCACACAGAGACACUUGUCAUUCUCGCGACUAAAUUUAGACAAGUGGAUGACAGAAAGAGCCUUGCUUUAUGACUGAAUGUCAAUGGGGUUCGUGGGAGCUUUCAAAACCCCAAGAGCUUCCGUAAGGCUCUGCCAAGAAUUUCAGUUAUCAGUGCAACUCGAAUGCAAAAAGAGAGAGCUUCUCAGAUCUCCAUCCCGCUGGGAUCUCGACACGAAGGAAUGAUAUGUGCAACAGGCACUCAAGAAUAUCUUGCAAUGACCAAGCAUUCACCGCCUAAGCGUGCAAGUCGGCCCGAAAUACAUCUUCAUCCAACAAAAUUAAUGCAUCAAGGAAAACAAAAAUUGUCAGCUGUGUUGCAAAAUUGUUCGCUAACCGAGAUAACCUCGGACAAAUCAACAAAGUGAAGUUCCCGUGCAAAGCAUCUCGCGUGCAGAAGUAAACACGUAUCAGCCUUAUUAAGCUAACCAGAGACAGUCUGAAUCAUUCUUGCGUUAGUUUAUGGCGGUAUUGAAUGUGGAUGAGGUUCGAGUGCGCCAGAAUUCCGCAUGGGGAUCCGCUCCUCGCUGGCCAAUUGAUAAGAACGACCAGCCUAUUCUACACUAUUCGCAACCUCGCGCCUUAUCGCGGAAGAGAGCUCCUUGCAUCACUGCCGAUGAAGCUGAAGAGACAGCUAAAGUAGCUAAAGAAGCCCAGAUGUAUAAAAUGGAUAGAAUUUCGCAAUUGUAAACUGUAGUUAACAGGUUCUAAUCGCAAUAUCGAGUACUUCCGCAGGGUUUUAGAAAAGAAUAUGGGUUCUCAAGCUCCCACUGUCAAAGUUGCUGUCACUCAAGCCGAGCCAGUCUGGUUCGACCUCGACGCAACAGUCACGAAAACAUGCAAGUUGAUUCAAGAAGCUGCAUCGAACGGCGCAAAGCUCGUAACUUUUCCGGAAGUCUGGUUGCCUGGUUAUCCAGCUUGGAUAUGGGCUCGCCCAGUCGACUUUGCCUUGGGCACGGAGUACACGAGAAACAGCUUGAAGAUCAACUCUCCUCAGAUGCAGAAACUCAAGGACUGUGCGGCUGAAAACAAUAUCGCUGUCUGCCUUGGCUUUUCCGAGAAUGCAGAUAACUUGCUGUAUAUCUCGCAAGCUAUCAUCGGCGCAGAUGGAUCCAUUAAGAUGACUCGUCGCAAGCUCAAGCCUACACACAUGGAACCCACCAUCUUCGGAGACGCAACUGGCAACUCGCUGAACAAUGUUGUGGACGUGGAAGGCCUGGGUAAAGUCGGCGCAUUGGCGUGCUGGGAACACCUUCAGCCGCUGUUGAAAUAUCAUACUUGUUUGCUGAAGGAGGAGAUCCAUGUCGCUGCUUGGCCUCCGGUUAUUCCAUAUGCGCCUGGAAAGGGACUGUGGUCUAUGUCUCGAGAGGGAUGUCGGAAUCUUUCUAGGACUUAUGCUGCGGAGAGCCAGACAUUCGUUCUGCAUACCACGGCUAUCACUGGGCCUAAGGCGAUUGAAAAGAUGGCGACACAAGGGACCAUCUUUGGGCUUCAUGGUGGUGGAAGUUCCGCUAUAUAUGGCCCUGAUGGAAGGCAGUUGACCGAAGAUCUCGACCAAACUGAGGAGGGCAUCUUGUAUGCUGACCUGGAUUUCACCGAGGUGCUGAUGUCCAAGAGUUUCAUUGAUGUUGGUGGGCAUUAUAGCCGACCGGAUCUGUUGUGGUUGGGGGUUGAUGAUAGAGAGAAGUUGCCUGUGAGGGCUCAGCGAGAUGGAGAAGCUGAAAAGAAGUUGUAA